Messenger RNA from Coniosporium apollinis CBS 100218, 1176 nucleotides. RefSeq lists its product as uncharacterized. Gene Ontology annotation, biological process: endoplasmic reticulum tubular network organization. The record is from RefSeq and is a predicted model, not a curated record. The coding region runs from base 1 to 1176 and encodes 391 amino acids. Gene Ontology annotation, cellular component: endoplasmic reticulum tubular network. Lineage: Eukaryota; Fungi; Ascomycota; Dothideomycetes. The transcript has 3 exons.
AUGGUGUCUCUGUGGCCCUGGAAGGGCGGCGAUUCCUCCGCCGCAUCAUUCGAAAAGACCCUCUCUACGCUGGCGGCCAAAAUAUCCAAAGCAAGCGCCAAAAAUGACCGUCUGCGGCAGAGCUCGAGGCGUGUCAGGGCUAUGUGGACCCUGUACACCAGCUUUGCCUACAUGAUCGUCGCCUUGAUCCUGACUCUGGUCACUGGCUGGAAGAACUGGAGCCCGGUCGAGUAUACCGCGAUUGCUGGCGGACCAGUCCUAAUAUACGGCGUUCGAACAGCAUUCACAACCUUCUACAACUACCGGAUCUCAAACACCCAGGCCUAUCUCGACGGCCUCUACAAGGAGCGAGACGCAACGAUUGAGAAGUUAAAGGCGGCAACGAAGUACAACACUACCCAGCAGCUCCUCGAAAAGUAUGGCUCCCAGCGUCCAACCCCAGUGGACGCACCGUCUCCGCAACCCAAGGGCAAGUCACCCCGCAGCCAGAAGGGCACCCCACAACCAGGCCGAACGAACAUCCCUCCGCCACCCACAGCAAACAUUCCUCGAGGCCCAAGAAUGUCCCCAGCACCGGCUGCUCCACAAAGUCCACCAUCAGCACUACACCCAGUGCCGGGUUAUCCACCGGAGCUGAUACCACAACUACCCCCACCGCCAUCCCAAGCCCCAGGCGAAGAAUUCGCCCCCAACGCCUUCUCCACUCGCCCAGCUCCCUCCCGCCACCCCUCCGCCUACGACACCGGCCACUCGAAAUGGUACGACCGCAUCCUCGACGUCAUUCUCGGCGAAGACGAGACGCACCCGAAGAACCGAAUCGCGCUGAUAUGCUCGCACUGCCGGCUCGUGAACGGACAGGCGCCGCCCGGCACGAGGAGCUUGGCGGAUUUGGGGAAGUGGAAGUGUGCAGGGUGUGGCGGGUGGAAUGGGCAGGAGAGUGAGGGGAGGAAGAUUAUGGAGCAGGUUCAGAGGGAGGGUGCGGGGGGGAGUCCGGAGGGUAGGUUGGGUUCCGGCGAUGAAGGGGUGGGGAAGGCAGCAGAGGCUAGGAAUGGCGGUUCGUCUGCUAGUGAUACAGGCGGGGACGGAAGCGAAUCUGGGUCAAGCGGGGACAUGGUGGAGGUUGAAGACACUACGCCAGUCAAGGCGACACGGAGUAAGACGAGAGGGAAGAAUUAG